AUGCAGCAGUCAGUGCCGGCUGUGAGCAGCGCACUGCCCCCCGGCACUCCCAGCAGCGCCCUCACCCCCCCCGCCCUGCCCGGUGGCUCCUUCAGCUGCUCCACCCGCAGCAACGACUGCUGCCUUGACCGUGUUGACUGUGUUGACUGGAGCAGCGGCGGGCCGGUGGGCAAGCAGGGCGAGGAGGAGAGGGUGCGGCCGGAGGGCGUGGUGGUGGUGGUGGUGAAGGGCGGCAGUGGCAGCAGGUGUGGGCGGGAUUGCAGAGCGCAUCCGUACCUGGUGGCACCGUACCUUGUGGCACCGUACCUUGUGGCACCGUACCUUGUGGCACCGUACCUUGUGGCACCGUACCUGGUGGCACCGUACCUGGUGGCACCGUACCUGGUGGCACCGUACCUGGUGGCACCGUACCUGGUGGCACCGUACCUUGCGGCACCGUACCUUGUGGCACCGUACCUUGUGGCACCGUACCUGGUGGCACCGUACCUGGUGGCACCGUACCUGGUGGCACCGUACCUGGUGGCACCGGACCUGGUGGCACCGGACCUGGUGGCACCGUACCUGGUGGCACCGUACCUGGUGGCACCGUACCUGGUGGCACCGUACCUGGUGGCACCGUACCUGGUGGCACCGUACCUUGUGGCACCGUACCUGGUGGCACCGUACCUGGUGGCACCGUACCUGGUGGCACCGUACCUGGUGGCACCGUACCUGGUGGCACCGUACCUGGUGGCACCGUACCUGGUGGCACCGUACCUUGUGGCACCGUACCUGGUGGCACCGUACCUGGUGGCACCGUACCUGGUGGCACCGUACCUGGUGGCACCGUACCUGGUGGCACCGUACCUGGUGGCACCGUACCUGGUGGCACCGUACCUUGUGGCACCGUACCUGGUGGCACCGUACCUGGUGGCACCGUACCUGGUGGCACCUUACCUGGUGGCACCGUACCUGGUGGCACCGUACCUGGUGGCACCGUACCUGGUGGCACCGUACCUGGUGGCACCGUACCUUGUGGCACCGUACCUGGUGGCACCGUACCUGGUGGCACCGUACCUGGUGGCACCGUACCUGGUGGCACCGUACCUGGUGGCACCGUACCUGGUGGCACCGUACCUUGUGGCACCGUACCUGGUGGCACCGUACCUGGUGGCACCGUACCUUGUGGCACCGUACCUGGUGGCACCGUACCUGGUGGCACCGUACCUGGUGGCACCGUACCUGGUGGCACCGUACCUGGUGGCACCGUACCUGGUGGCACCGUACCUGGUGGCACCGUACCUUGUGGCACCGUACCUGGUGGCACCGUACCUGGUGGCACCGUACCUGGUGGCACCGUACCUGGUGGCACCGUACCUGGUGGCACCGUACCUGGUGGCACCGUACCUGGUGGCACCGUACCUUGUGGCACCGUACCUGGUGGCACCGUACCUGGUGGCACCGUACCUGGUGGCACCUUACCUGGUGGCACCGUACCUGGUGGCACCGUACCUGGUGGCACCGUACCUGGUGGCACCGUACCUGGUGGCACCGUACCUUGUGGCACCGUACCUGGUGGCACCGUACCUGGUGGCACCGUACCUGGUGGCACCGUACCUGGUGGCACCGUACCUGGUGGCACCGUACCUGGUGGCACCGUACCUUGUGGCACCGUACCUGGUGGCACCGUACCUGGUGGCACCGUACCUUGUGGCACCGUACCUGGUGGCACCGUACCUGGUGGCACCGUACCUGGUGGCACCGUACCUGGUGGCACCGUACCUGGUGGCACCGUACCUGGUGGCACUGCCCAGUGUCGGCACUCCACAGCCCCACCUCGUCCCUGCCACUCGCCACAUACACCAGAGGCCGCGACGCCCCCCCCACUGCUCCCCCUGCACCCGCUGCUGCUGCCGCACCCUCUGCAGCCCCCGCUGCCCCCUUUGA
Closterium sp. Yama58-4 is the source of this 1926-nucleotide messenger RNA. The record is from the annotation of a GenBank genome assembly. NCBI's taxonomy places the organism in Eukaryota, Viridiplantae, Streptophyta, Zygnematophyceae, Desmidiales, Closteriaceae.